CAGAUGAACUGGUUUAAGUCAGGACAUUAUGUGCUGCGGUUCUGCACACAUUUGGUGUAUUUGUAGUUUCUAAGUCCCGUUUCCACAUAUGAGCAAACAUUGUAAUCCAGGAAUGAAAGUAAAGCUGUUACUUCAUCUGAUUUUCCAAGGAUUUCUCCUAUAUGAGACUUUGGCAUGGGAAGUGAGGAUGCCAAAGGAAAUUCAUGGUCUCAAAGGUUCAUGUCUGGUUAUACCAUGUUCUUUCUCCUAUCAUCCACCCAUCAACCCAAACAGAGUUGUGUGGUAUCAGUGGGUCUCUAAAGGCUACCCUAUAGUUUAUGAUCACGAAUAUCCAUCUUAUGUAAUUGACAAGUUCAAAGGAAAAACUGCUUUAUAUGGCAACCAUUCAAAUAGAGACUGCAGUCUUGUCAUUACAAACCGAGAUCAGUCCCACCAUGGAGAGAAAUUAUAUCCAUGGAUUGACCCAGACAGUGUUGGAUGGCGCACAUACAAGUUUUAUGAUGUCACAUCCACGAUUCUUGUGGACGCAAGCCCACAGAAGCCCACCAUCAAUGUUCGUGGAGGCGCAAUGACCGGUGACACCAUAACAGUGUCAUGUGAAACCUACCACACCUGUCCGUACAGCAAACCAAACAUCACUCUGAAGGUUAUAGAAGGAUCUGAUAAAAUACAGGACAUUUUUGGAAUAGGUCAAUGGAAAAUCACUCUGACACGCACGGGUGUCAUGAAAGCUGAGCACUCAGAUAUCAAAUGUAUAGUGACACAUUAUGGAGGCAAAACAGCAAGAGCUACAAAAUCAAAAAGUGCAAAAUGUAUCUAUACAAAAAUUGCCAUUGAGCCUGACCGUGCAGAUGUCAUAGAGGGCGUUUCAAAGAAGUUCACAUGUACCAUCGACCAUUCCUGCCUGAAGAAUCCUCCAACCAUAUCAUGGAACUAUAAGAACAUGGAGGUCUCAAACAAUAACAAAAAACUUUCAGAGUUCAAAUCAGCCACCUCUUCCACCAUAACCUUUGUUAGUACCAAAGAACACCAUGACAAGAUGUUGAAAUGCAGUGCAAACAUUUCGGGGAAAAACAUUGAAUCAUCUAUUACUUUACAUGUACAACGUAUCCAUACUAAAAUAGCCAUUGAGCCUGACCGUGCAGAUGUCAUAGAGGGCGUUUCAAAGAAGUUCACAUGUACCAUCGACCAUUCCUGCCUGAAGAAUCCUCCAACCAUAUCAUGGAACUAUAAGAACAUGGAGGUCUCAAACAGUAACAAAAAACUUUCAGAGUUCAAAUCAGCCACCUCUUCCACCAUAACCUUUGUUAGUACAAAAGAACACCAUGGAAAGAUGUUGAAAUGCAGUGCAAAUAUUUCGGGGAAACCCAUUGAAUCAUCUGUUACUUUACAUAUUCUUCUACAGAUCCUCCAAAACCAGCGAUUCCUGUCCAGAAUCCAAAUUGAAGAUUACGAAGAUUAUUACACCAAUAUUGAAGACCUCAACACGUAUGGCAACAUCUGGCAGUAUUCGCAAGCCUCAUGGUUCAGGUCCCGCUUCUGCGAGGCAGUGCGGGGUCUGCAGUCAUGGGGUUCGCAGAUGGAUAUUUUGGAGGGUGAGACGACUUCGGUCCUUUCUCAUCCCUCAAAUCCCAUUGCUUCCGGAAAGGGUUUGGGAGCCCGCAUGGUGGCUUCUCCCGCCCCAUCUGGAAGCUCUAUGCACUGCUCUAGCUCUGAGGAGUGA
Messenger RNA from Triplophysa dalaica, 1723 nucleotides. Its product is annotated as sialoadhesin-like. The record is from RefSeq and is a predicted model, not a curated record. NCBI's taxonomy places the organism in Eukaryota, Metazoa, Chordata, Actinopteri, Cypriniformes, Nemacheilidae.